AUGGAAGCAAUCAAUGACAGCUCAGGUGGGGAUUUCAUCUUAGUGGGCUUCUCUGAGUAUCCUGAGUUGGAGCUGAUCCUCUCCCUUUUUGUCCUGAUAUUCUACAGCAUAAACCUUGUGGGUAAUGUGGCCAUCAUCUCACUCUCGAUUCUGGAUGCUCGGCUCCAUACACCCAUGUACUUCUUUCUCAGAAACAUUUCUGUGCUCGACCUCUCUUUUACCACUAGCAUUGUGCCCCAGAUGCUGGUGAACAUGUGGGGAGGCAACAAGAAGAUCAGUUAUGCUGGCUGCAUGGUCCAGUACUGGGUGGCCUUGGCACUUGGCUCCACUGAGUGCGUACUCCUUGCCGUGAUGGCGGUUGAUCGCUAUGUUGCAGUUUGUUGGCCUCUCCGCUACACCACCAUUAUGCACCCCAAAUUGUGUCACCUCCUGGCAGCAGCUUCCUGGUCCUCUGGCUUUGCCAACUCCUUUCUACAGUCCUCAAUGGCCAUUGUGCUACCUCGCUGUGGAAACCGGCGUGUGGACCAUUUCUUCUGUGAGCUGCUGAUCAUUGUUAAACUCUCCUGUGUGGAUACUGGCCCAGCAGAGUCCAAAAUGUUUAUUGCCCGGCUAAUCAUUCUAGCUGUGCCUGUCUCCAUCAUCUUGACCUCUUAUGUGUGUAUUGCCAGGGCAGUCGUGAAAAUGCGCUCAGCAGAGGGAAGGAAAAAGGCUUUUGGGACUUGUGCUUCCCACCUAAUGGUGGUCUCACUCUUCUAUGGAACCACUAUGUUUUUGUAUCUACAACCAAAGGACAACUACUCUCAGGACCAGGGCAAAGCACUUGCAGUGCUCUACAUGAUUCUUGCUCCCACUCUCAACCCGCUGAUCUACACACUGAGGAACAAGGAUGUGAAGAAAGCAGUUAGGAAGCUUAUGGGGAAGGAGCAGGCAUAG
Molecule: messenger RNA, 933 nt
Organism: Marmota flaviventris (yellow-bellied marmot)
Lineage: Eukaryota; Metazoa; Chordata; Mammalia; Rodentia; Sciuridae
Product: olfactory receptor 2Y1B-like
Biological process (GO): G protein-coupled receptor signaling pathway
Cellular component (GO): membrane
Molecular function (GO): olfactory receptor activity; G protein-coupled receptor activity
Source: RefSeq, a predicted model, not a curated record